GGCCGCGCUAAUACACUGCGUUGCGGGGCGGCGCCUACGCUGUUUGUCUUCUCGCAGGCGGAGCACGGCGAGGGUGGCCGCGAUGAGCUGGGAGUUGCUGCUCUGGCUGCUGGCGCUGUGUGCGCUCCUGGCACUCGUGGUGCAGCUGCUGCGCUUCCUGCGAGCGGAUGGCGACCUGACCCUGUUGUGGGCCGAGUGGCAGGGGCGACGCCCAGAAUGGGAGCUGACCGAUAUGGUGGUAUGGGUCACUGGCGCAUCGAGUGGGAUUGGUGAGGAGCUGGCUUACCAGCUGUCUAAACUAGGAGUCUCCCUUGUGCUGUCAGCCAGAAGAAUGCAGGAACUGGAAAGGGUGAAGAGAAGGUGCCUCGAGAAUGGCAAUUUAAAAGACAAAGAUAUACUCAUUUUGCCACUUGACCUGACUGACAGAAGUUCCCAUGAGGCGGCUACCAAAGCAGUCCUCCAGGAGUUUGGUAAAAUCGACAUUCUGGUCAACAAUGCUGGAAGAUCUCAGCGUUCUUUGUGUGUGGACACCAGCCUGGAUGUCUACAAGGAGCUAAUAGAGCUUAACUACUUGGGGACGUUAUCCUUGACAAUGUGUGUUCUGCCUCACAUGAUCGAGAGGAAGCAAGGAAAGAUUGUUACUGUGAAUAGCCUCCUGGGUAUCAUAUCUGCACCCCUUUCUAGUGGAUAUUGUGCCAGCAAACAUGCUCUCCGGGGUUUUUUUAAUUGCCUCCGAACUGAACUUGCUACUUACCCAGGUAUAGUAGUUUCUAAUAUUUGUCCAGGACCUGUGCAAUCAGAUAUUGUGAAGAAUGCCCUGUAUAAAGAAGUUGACAAGUCUGUAGGCAUUGAUGUAGCCCAGCCCCACAAGAUGGCGACCAGUCGGUGUGCGCGGCUGAUGUUAAUCAGCAUGGCAAAUGAUUUAAAAGAAGUUUGGAUUGCGGAUCACCCUUUUUUAUUAGUAGCAUAUUUGUGGCAGUAUAUGCCAACCUGGGCCUGGUGGCUGACCAACAUACUAGGGAAGAAAAGAAUUGAGAACUUUAAGAAGGGUUUGGUAAGACCAAUUUAUACAAUUUUUAAUAUAUAUCAGUCUUGUAGAAAGUGUGAAAUUUUUGAGUGCUUGAAAACUUUUCUUAAUUACUCCCAUCAACUUCAUGACAUAAAUACAAAAGAUAUAAAAAAAAAAAAAGAUGUAUGUAUCCCCCAUGCGUAUCUGUUGGUUUACUAUAAAUUGCUACUGGUCUUAGAGAAAGAUGUUUCUAAAGGUAAAAUAAAAUCAGAGACUGUCAUUUUAUCUUCUGUACUUUUUGAAUGA
Messenger RNA from Suricata suricatta (meerkat), 1315 nucleotides. It is a transcript of the gene DHRS7, whose product is annotated as dehydrogenase/reductase 7. Lineage: Eukaryota; Metazoa; Chordata; Mammalia; Carnivora; Herpestidae. Gene Ontology annotation, molecular function: oxidoreductase activity. The coding region runs from base 83 to 1315 and encodes 410 amino acids. The record is from RefSeq and is a predicted model, not a curated record. The transcript has 6 exons.